Anopheles marshallii is the source of this 291-nucleotide messenger RNA. RefSeq lists its product as uncharacterized. The record is from RefSeq and is a predicted model, not a curated record. Bases 1 to 291 code for a protein of 96 amino acids. The transcript is spliced from 2 exons. Lineage: Eukaryota; Metazoa; Arthropoda; Insecta; Diptera; Culicidae.
AUGGAACCUUGUCCAUUACAGAAACAGAUCGAAACGACUAAUGACACGAUAGCAUCUUUGCGCGAACGCCUGCGAAGGUUGGAAAUAAACUUGAAGGAUCCCAACGUUGCCGAAGAUCGAAGACGUGAGAUGACACUGGAGCUGAAGGAAAUCGGCAAACUGCUGGAAACAACCGAAGAGCAGUUGAAGAAAAUGCACAAGGAAAAUUCCAAGUCGUUUGCAGUGGCGGCCUGUUUGUUCUUCAUCUGCUUCUUGGUAUAUGGGUUGUACGUUCUAGUUAACGGGGUAUGA